AUGCCAAGUGACGUACCCACGCCAUCUGUUCUGGAAGUGGUUACUUUUGUAGGUAAAUCGUUCGGCGCAGGCGCGGCUCUGACAGCCGGGCUCUACUUGCUCCGCAGAGUGUGUUUAAUAAUGGCCUGGAAAUCAGGAGGAACGAGCCAGGCAGAGCUCGUCAACAACCUUCGCAAAAAUCUGAUCAUCAAGAACGAUAAGGUUUAUGAGGUGAUGCUGGCCACAGACCGCGCUCAUUUCUCACGAUGUAACCCCUACAUGGACUCACCCCAAUCUAUAGGCUACCAAGCCACCAUCAGCGCACCACAUAUGCAUGCCUAUGCGUUGGAGCUGCUUCAUGAUCAGCUGUAUGACGGGGCCAAGGCUCUGGACGUGGGCUCGGGCAGCGGGAUCCUGUCGGCCUGCUUCGCACGGAUGGUGGGGCCCAAAGGGAAGGUCAUCGGUAUCGACCACAUCAAGGAGCUGGUGGACGACUCCAUAAAUAACGUCAAGAAAGACGACCCCAGCCUCAUCUCAUCGGGCAGAAUAACACUAUUAGUGGGUGAUGGCAGGUUGGGCUACCCAGAGGAGGCCCCCUAUGAUGCCAUCCACGUCGGAGCAGCGGCGCCCACCGUACCCCAAGCACUCCUGGACCAGUUGAAGCCGGGUGGGCGUCUGAUCCUGCCGGUGGGUCCGGCGGGCGGCAACCAGAUGCUGGAGCAGUACGACAAGAUGGAGGACGGCAGCACCAAGAUGAAGCCGCUGAUGGGGGUGAUAUACGUGCCUUUAACAGACAAGGACAAGCAGUGGAGCAGGGACGAACUCUGAACCUGCUGAUCACCAAUAUCCAACAUUUCACUCUGAACUACCGUACCGUAGGGUGUCCGGACUGGCCCGGCCCAUCGCCAUUGGACUUCACACUAAAACGUUACGCAGCAUUUAAAAUAAAAUAACUCAAACAAACGGAAAGAUGGAAGGAAGAACACACAUCAUAGUAUUGCAGUUGUAUUUGAAGGUUUUUUUUCUCCUUUUUUUUGUCUUUUUUUUUCUCUCUCCACGUGUGGAAGAGUGUUUCGUUGUGAGGUGACCCCCCUCACAGACAAAUGGACUGUGGAAUAUUUAAUGGAUUUUACAGAUAUGGGAUUAUCUUUUUUUUUUUUUUUUUUUCGUUAAGUUUAACUUCUUUUCAGCAGAGGUUGUUAUGAAUGAAGAUUUCAGUCAGUAUUGCAACCAGCUUUAUUGUGUGCGUGUUUUUUUUUCUUUUCUUUCAUACAUUUCUGUCAUAAUGGGAUGAAUUGUGUUCUAUGUCCAAUAGUUAUAAUUUUCAUCUUUGGAUGGAUGGGUGUGUGUGGGGGUGUGGGUGUGUGUGUGUGGGGGUGGUGAGCGGGCUUUUGAAAAGGAUGUGUGGCUGAAGAGGAACAAAACACAACUUCCAGCAGUACUGUGAAUGCUGACUGCCGAUCGAUCACUAUGGAAAAAAUAAUAAAUACAUAAAUGGCAUACACAUUGAUGGUAACACAUUUCUAUGCUUCUUCCACUGCGAUACUUCUGUAUGGACGGCCACACAUAGACUGUUCUCCCCUCUUACCCAAGAACACACACACACACACACACACACACACACACGCACACGCACACACACCCGCCAAACUGGCUGCAAACCCAUUCCCUUGCGUAGUUGUUUGACAUUCUGCACUGAACACCGCAGUCACAUUGGAAGUCUUCUUCCAAGUCCCUCAUUCCCCCCCUUGUUUCAAUUCACUCUUCACAAGGGGAAAGUGGCUUUUCUAAGGAAACACAAAUGGAAAAAGGCACAUGAUAAUGCACACACACACACACACACACACACACACACACACACACACACACCUGCAAACCAACAGAGAGCCGGGGCCUGUGCUAAGAAGCUGGUUCAGGAGUAAACCAGGUUAAGUUGAGAGGUAAAUCAUCUAAUAGAAGAGCCUGGAGUCCUGUGUGUUCCUAAGACAGUGUGGACUCCAGGCUCUUCUAUUAGAUGAUUUACCUCUUAACUCAACCUGGUUUACUCCUGAACCAGAAUCUCAGUGCACCCCUCUAAGGCAGAGUUUGGGUUCUGUCAUCUCUUGUCAUCACUAUGGUAUUGCUUGCUGACUCGGCUAUUCUUUGCUGUGUGCUGGAUCUGAUAGUGAUUACUUCCACAACAACCACAUGGUAAGGCUUUGCAGAAAAUAAAAUAAAAAAUAAAAUAAACAUUGAGGCAAAGCACACAAAAGUCUGCCAUUUUUCUUUUUCUGCUAACAUGUUUUAUCUGUCCAUGUUUGCUUGUUUGUCUGUUUUUGAAUGGCACACUAAAUAAAGUCAAGCUCAAAUGUG
Molecule: messenger RNA, 2331 nt
Organism: Engraulis encrasicolus (European anchovy)
Lineage: Eukaryota; Metazoa; Chordata; Actinopteri; Clupeiformes; Engraulidae
Gene: pcmt1
Product: protein-L-isoaspartate (D-aspartate) O-methyltransferase
Exons: 8
Coding region: 1-807 (268 amino acids)
Biological process (GO): protein modification process
Cellular component (GO): cytoplasm
Molecular function (GO): protein-L-isoaspartate (D-aspartate) O-methyltransferase activity
Source: RefSeq, a predicted model, not a curated record